AUGACGAACAAGACAGCUCGAAGUAUAGACUUUGCCGAAGUUGAAAGUUUUCUUGAUAAACACCCGGAACUAUUCGAAGACUAUCUGAACAGAAAAGGAAAGCAGAGCAUGGUGGAGAAAUGGCUCAAGAAUCACCAGGCGAGCAAAACUCCGGUGGCCACUGCCGCGGAUCCGGACAAGCCUAAUGUCAGUAGAGACAGCUGGGUCAGCAAGAGCGACGGCUUGCAGAGACGCGCCUCGCAGAAGGAACUGCGGAAAACUUUCGCCAGGUCCAAGGCGGUCAACGCCAACAGGACAUAUGACGAGCACGUAAAUUCCAGGGCUCAGGAACCCUUAACGAGUAUGAGGAGACGGGCUCUGUUGCGGAAAGCCAGCUCUCUUCCACCGACAACCGCGCACAUCCUCAGCGCUCUCCUGGAAUCCCGAGUGAACAUACCUCAGUACCCAUCCACCGCGAUAGACUUCAAAUACUACCUUAAAGAGCACAACGAACGGGAGUUUUUCUUGGAAUUGGUGAAAGACAUUUCCAACGACCUGGAUAUAACUAGCCUCAGUUACAAAAUCCUGGUGUUUGUUUGCAUUAUGGUAGACGCAGACCGCUGCUCCUUGUUUUUGGUGGAAGGCACCGCGAAUAAGAAAACUUUAGUGUCUAAAUUCUUUGACGUCCACGCAGGAACCACGGUGUUACCCUCUUUUAGUAACUCGGAUGAAGUGCAGGUGCCGUGGGGAAAAGGCAUUAUUGGAUAUGUUGCUGAGCACGGAGAAACUGUCAAUAUCCCCGACGCCUAUCAGGACCAUCGCUUCAGCGACGAAAUCGACAAGCUGACAGGGUACAAAACCAAGUCCCUGCUGUGCAUGCCCAUUCGGAACAGUGACGGGGAGAUCAUCGGAGUCGCCCAGGCCAUCAACAAAGACCCCGGGGGCGCUCUUUUCACUGCCGACGAUGAGAAGGUGCUGCAGAUGUACCUGCCCUUCUGUGGAAUCGCCAUCUCCAAUGCCCAGCUCUUCGCCGCCUCCAGGAAGGAGUACGACAGGAGCAGAGCCCUGCUGGAGGUGGUGAACGACCUGUUUGAGGAGCAGACGGACCUGGAGAAGAUCGUGCGGAAGAUCAUGCACCGCGCGCAGACGCUGCUGAAGUGCGAACGCUGCUCCGUGCAGCUGCUGGAGGACAUCGAGUCCCCGGUUGUGAAGUUCACCAAAUCCUUUGAGCUGCUCUCUCCAAAGUGCAGCGCAGAUACUGAAAACAGCUUCAAAGACAGCAUGGAGAAGUCGUCCUACUCGGACUGGCUCAUCAACAACAGCAUUGCAGAACUUGUGGCCUCGACGGGUCUCCCCGUGAACAUCAGCGACGCAUACCAAGACCCUCGCUUCGACGCAGAAGCUGACCAGUUCUCCGGCUUCCACAUUCGCUCUGUGCUUUGCGUACCCAUUUGGAACAGCAACCAUCAAAUAAUCGGGGUGGCACAGGUGUUGAACAGACUAGAUGGGAAGCCGUUCGACGACGCAGACCAGAGGCUGUUUGAGGCUUUUGUGAUCUUCUGUGGCCUCGGCAUCAACAACACCAUCAUGUAUGACCAGGUGAAGAAGUCCUGGGCCAAGCAGUCUGUGGCUCUGGAUGUUCUGUCUUACCAUGCCACCUGUUCUAAGACUGAGGUGGACAAAUUCAAGGCGGCUAACAUCCCGCUGGUAUGUGAGCUCGGCAUUGACAAGCUGUCGUUCGAUGACUUCUCUCUGGAUGUGGACGCCAUGAUCACUGCCGCCCUCCGCAUGUUCAUGGAGCUGGGCAUGGUGCAGAAGUUCAAGAUCGACUACGAGACGCUGUGUAGGUGGCUGCUGACGGUGAGGAAGAACUACCGUAUGGUGCUGUACCACAACUGGCGGCACGCCUUCAACGUGUGCCAAUGCAUGUUCUCCAUGCUGACGACCGCAGGGUUCCAGGAGACCCUCACCGAGGUGGAGAUCCUGGCCCUGAUCGUGGGGUGCAUCUGCCACGACCUGGACCACCGGGGGACCAACAACGCCUUCCAGGCCAAGACGGGCUCAGCCCUCUCGCUGCUGUACGGGACCUCAGCCACGCUGGAGCACCACCACUUCAACCACGCCGUCAUGAUCCUGCAGAGCGAGGGCCACAACAUCUUCUCCAACCUGUCCUCUCGAGAGUACAGUGACCUCAUGCAGCUGCUGAAGCAGUCCAUACUGGCCACAGAUCUCACCCUCUACUUUGAGAACAGGAACACGUUCUUUGAGCUGGUCAGUAAGGGCGAGUACAACUGGAAUGUGAAGAGUCACAGAGACAUGUGCAGGUCAAUGCUGAUGACAGCCUGUGACCUCGGUGCUGUGACCAAACCCUGGGAAAUAUCGAGAAAGGUGGCGGAGCUGGUAACGAGUGAGUUCUUUGAGCAAGGAGACAGAGAGAGGUCAGAGCUGAAGCUGACUCCUUCUGCCAUCUUCGAUCGGAACAGGAAGGACGAGCUUCCGGGACUGCAGCUGGAGUGGAUUGACGGGAUCUGCGCUCCACUGUAUGAGACCCUGGUUAAGGUGAACCCAAAGCUGCAGCCAAUGGUGGACCUGAUCCGGGAGAACAGGGCCAGGUGGGAGGAGCUACACAGAGAGCGACAGCGCAGCCAGGAGGGGGCCACGCCCACCAGCUGCAGCAGGAAGACCACGUCACCGGGCGGCGGCGUCACGGAGGGCAGCGACAGCGCCCCCUGCUGUAGCGACCCCCUGAAAAACAGCAGCUAG
Megalops cyprinoides (Indo-Pacific tarpon) is the source of this 2742-nucleotide messenger RNA. RefSeq names its product dual 3',5'-cyclic-AMP and -GMP phosphodiesterase 11A-like. Gene Ontology annotation, molecular function: protein binding; 3',5'-cyclic-nucleotide phosphodiesterase activity. The transcript is spliced from 20 exons. NCBI's taxonomy places the organism in Eukaryota, Metazoa, Chordata, Actinopteri, Elopiformes, Megalopidae. The record is from RefSeq and is a predicted model, not a curated record. The coding region runs from base 1 to 2742 and encodes 913 amino acids. Gene Ontology annotation, biological process: signal transduction.